Messenger RNA from Lytechinus variegatus (green sea urchin), 915 nucleotides. It is a transcript of the gene rnasek, whose product is annotated as ribonuclease kappa-like. The coding region runs from base 139 to 420 and encodes 93 amino acids. Gene Ontology annotation, molecular function: RNA endonuclease activity. The record is from RefSeq and is a predicted model, not a curated record. The transcript has 2 exons. Lineage: Eukaryota; Metazoa; Echinodermata; Echinoidea; Temnopleuroida; Toxopneustidae.
CUGGUUUUAUCGGAUCACAUGACGUGAGAGCCGAAGGACUUGAAAGGAAACCUGCGUUUAUUCUGCAAAAUCACCGUUUCUUCAAGUGGUUGUUCUAGUUUAGCAUAUUUUUCACAAGUUUGUAAUAUAUUCACCAUCAUGGUAAAGAUCUGUGGACCAAAAUGUUCAACAUGUUGCUCUUUGCUGAGUAUAUGGGGAGUAGUAAUGUUGCUCCUGAUGGGUGUUUUCUUCCGGAUAAAUGCCUUGGCCUUCAUUGAAGAUGUCAAUCUCGAAGAGGACUUCACGAAAGAGGAUCUGGACCACGCAUACACAAGUGUCUCAAAUAAUUGCUUCAUCGCGGCUGGAAUCUACGUUCUGUUUGCAGGUUUUUCCAUCUAUCAGUAUUCCGUCAACAAGAGACUACAGUACCAAGUUGACUAACUCUGAGGAAUUAUUAGUCAGUGAUUAGUAAGAACUAUCAACCUUCCAUCCAGAUGUUGACUCUACUGGACCAUCAAUUGAAUAAUUCAUUGUGGGUGCUGUUUUUAUGGUAAUUUCUAACAGGGGAGCUUCAAGCAUGCCUACAAAGGAUAACUUUUGCUCUGGCAUAGCAAUGCACUUGGUUUGUUGCAUAACCCAUUAAAAGUGCUUUGUUCUUUUUAAGCCCCCCAGUUAUGGCCGCCAUAAAUUACAGUGCUUUGAAGUCAGAUUCAUCUACAAACUGCCAACAUAACACCAGCUUUGAUCAACUUCUGAGUUCUGACUAACGACAGUCUGCUUCAAGAAAGAACCUCUAUCAAGAAGGAAUAUAUCUGAUCCUUCUGCAUAUUUUAGUAAUUGGACAAAAUAUUCUUUGAUACAACACUCUUAAAAAAAAACGGAUUUAUACAUGACUGGACUCACUGGAGGCCUAAUGCAGAAGCAUUGCAAUUAAUA